Molecule: messenger RNA, 1723 nt
Organism: Alligator sinensis (Chinese alligator)
Lineage: Eukaryota; Metazoa; Chordata; Crocodylia; Alligatoridae
Gene: GABRG3
Product: gamma-aminobutyric acid type A receptor gamma3 subunit
Exons: 11
Coding region: 353-1723 (456 amino acids)
Biological process (GO): regulation of postsynaptic membrane potential; monoatomic ion transmembrane transport; nervous system process
Cellular component (GO): postsynapse; GABA-A receptor complex; synapse
Molecular function (GO): inhibitory extracellular ligand-gated monoatomic ion channel activity; GABA-A receptor activity; transmitter-gated monoatomic ion channel activity involved in regulation of postsynaptic membrane potential
Source: RefSeq, a predicted model, not a curated record
GCUCCUCUCCGCUCGGGCUCCCGCGCCGUGCUGCAGUGCCGGGUCCGGGGAGGGGCCGCGUCCUUCCUCCAGACAAUUGAUUGUCGGGGAGGGAAGAAGGCUGGAGCGCCGGAGCUGCUGCACACCUGUCACACCGUGGAGCCUGAUUUAUACCUGGAGCUGGACGAACCUCCUCGGGGCUUUUCUGGAGCACUUUAAAGGGGGAUAUCCUCUUCGAGAACCCAGGAGAAGAGGACAAGAGCUUCAUGCAAUUCCCUUCCUCUCCCCCAUGUGAAUAUUCCUGCAACAUAUAUAUCGUGCUUAUCCUUCUCCAUUCAACUGCACCUUUUACCUGGCCGGAGCGGCUCAGAUCAUGUCAGCUAAGCUUCUAGUGGCUUUCUUCCUCCUCUCUGUAUUCCAAGCCUGUUCUAGGAAGGUUGAAGAAGAUGAAUAUGAAGAUGUAACAGCUAACCAAAAAUGGGUAUUAGCUCCAAAAGCACAAGACACAGAUGUGACUCUCAUACUAAACAAGUUGCUGAGAGAAUAUGACAAAAAACUACGGCCAGAUAUUGGAAUAAAACCAACUGUUAUUGAUGUUGACAUUUAUGUUAACAGCAUUGGCCCGGUAUCAUCAAUAAAUAUGGAAUACCAAAUUGAUAUAUUUUUUGCCCAGACCUGGACAGACAGCCGCCUUCGUUUCAACAGCACCAUGAAAAUACUGACUCUGAACAGCAAUAUGGUUGGCUUGAUUUGGAUACCAGAUACAAUCUUCCGAAAUUCCAAAACAGCAGAAGCUCACUGGAUCACAACACCCAACCAGCUCCUGAGAAUAUGGAAUGAUGGGAAAAUCUUGUAUACUCUAAGGCUUACCAUCAAUGCAGAAUGCCAGCUGCAGCUACAUAAUUUCCCAAUGGAUGAACAUUCUUGCCCGUUGAUAUUCUCUAGUUAUGGCUAUCCUAAAGAAGAAAUGAUUUACAGAUGGAGAAAAAAUUCUGUUGAAGCUGCUGACCAGAAGUCUUGGAGACUCUAUCAGUUUGACUUCAUGGGUCUCAGAAACACUUCAGAAAUUGUAAAGACCUCUGCAGGUGAUUACGUAGUCAUGACAAUCUACUUCGACUUAAGUAGAAGAAUGGGAUACUUCACUAUCCAGACAUACAUUCCCUGUAUAUUAACUGUUGUUCUUUCCUGGGUGUCAUUCUGGAUUAAAAAAGAUGCCACACCAGCAAGAACAGCAUUAGGUAUCACCACAGUAUUGACCAUGACAACUUUGAGUACCAUUGCAAGAAAGUCUUUACCUCGCGUCUCCUAUGUCACAGCCAUGGAUCUUUUUGUGACUGUGUGCUUUUUAUUUGUCUUUGCUGCUCUGAUGGAGUAUGCAACCCUCAAUUACUACUCAAGCUGCAAAAAGCCAACCUGUACCAAGAAGAAAAAGUCGCUACCUGAUGUCAGUUUUGGUCAUAUGAUGAACUAUUCUGUACUUGAUAUGAGACCACCACCUACAGUCAUCACAUUGAACAAUGCCAUGUACUGGCAAGAAUUUGAAGAGGCUUGUGUCUAUGAGUGUCUGGAUGGGAAAGACUGCCAGAGCUUUUUCUGUUGUUACGAAGAAUGUAAAUCAGGUUCAUGGCGGAGAGGACGAAUUCACAUAGACAUCUUAGAAUUGGACUCCUAUUCAAGGGUCUUUUUUCCUACAUCAUUCUUGCUGUUUAACCUGGUCUACUGGGUUGGAUACCUCUACCUUUAA